AUGGCACAAGAAAGUUUAUCUAAAGAUGCCGGAAAACAAACCGAAACACUUGCACAACUGCGAUGCGUAGCGGGAAAGAAUGACAACAUACACAAGCAGUUGAUAUUGAUCGCAACGAUUAAUAUUUUUCUUUGCUCUAUGGCAUUUCUUGGAAAUACCCUCAUCCUGGUCGCCUUGCGGAAGGAAUCUUCUCUUCAUCCGCCAUCCAAACUCCUGUAUCGUUGUCUCGCAACAACUGAUCUCUGUAUCGCUUUGAUUUCAGAGCCUUCUUCUGUUACUUAUUGGCUGUCUUUUGUUAGCAGAGAUUGGAAGCUCUGCAAGUUUGGGCUGAGCGCUUACUUUAUAGCAAGCCAUACCAUUUGCUCAGUGUCUAUUUUAACAAUGACCGCAAUAAGUGUGGACAGACUCCUCGCCUUGGUGCUUGGGCUCAGAUACAGACAGAUUGUAACUUUGAAGCGAACAUAUGUUGUUAUAGCCAUCUUUUGGAUUUUAUCUGUGGCCGCUGGAACAGCCUACUUUGUGGAUUACCGUAUAUCCGUCUCCUAUGGCUAUACUCUCAUCCCACUGUGUUUAAUAACAGCAACUUUCUCAUACACAAAAAUAUUCCACCGUCUCCAUCGCAGCCGUAAUCAAGUACAAAUUCUUAUUUCACAACAGCCGAGCCAACCAGUUUCACUGAACAUGGCACUUUACAGAAACGCAGUGUACAGUGCACUUUGGGUUCAAGUAGCAUUCGUAUGCUGCUCUCUGCCAUAUAGCAUAGUAGCAGUAGUUGUACCUUACGACAGACUAUCCCCAUAUGACUUUAUACUCUUAUCAUGUGCAGAGAGCAUGUUUUAUCUUAAUUCGUCCCUGAACCCGUUACUUUACUGUUGGAAGAUUAAUGAGGUGAGGCGAGCAGUAAAAGAGACACUCAGACAAACAUUUCGGUGUAUUUCCGUUUAG
Messenger RNA from Pocillopora verrucosa, 945 nucleotides. RefSeq names its product melanocortin receptor 4-like. Gene Ontology annotation, molecular function: G protein-coupled receptor activity. Lineage: Eukaryota; Metazoa; Cnidaria; Anthozoa; Scleractinia; Pocilloporidae. Gene Ontology annotation, biological process: G protein-coupled receptor signaling pathway. Gene Ontology annotation, cellular component: plasma membrane. The record is from RefSeq and is a predicted model, not a curated record.